AUGUGGUUCGUAUUGUUGAUUUACUUUCUAUGCGUGGCAAAUGACUGUAUGGCAAGAGUUCUAGAAGUUUAUAAAGCAGAUGAUGAGAGUAAUGUGUCAUAUUCAAGCCGAUUGAAUAAAAGCCUGCGUUAUUUCUAUCUGACGCAUAUUAAGCUUGAAGAAUAUACGCAUGCCUUAAAUAACAUGUACAAGUGGCUAGCCUUCGUGCCUUUGUGCAAUGCAGCGAUGUGCACUUGUCUUAUAUUACUUCUUAUGAGUAAGGAGGUCAAUUGGAGAUUUGCACCGCAUCUCUUGCCAAUGUUCGCGGAAAUCUUUGCAUAUAAUUGGUUCGGAGAACAAGUUAAAACAAAGGCACGUAACGUUCAAGUAGCACUUAUUAAUUUUGAUUGGAUGAAUUUGGAGCUGAAAGAUAGAAAAUGCUACUUAAUUAUUAUUAUCUACAUAAACAAAAAAUUUGGUAUCAAAACGGCAGUUGGUAAUGACUUAUCAUUGAUCACAAUGACUGCUGUACUCAAAGUCAGUUAUCAAGCGUUCACAGUUUUACAAUCCGUUGAUAAA
Molecule: messenger RNA, 558 nt
Organism: Brenthis ino (lesser marbled fritillary)
Lineage: Eukaryota; Metazoa; Arthropoda; Insecta; Lepidoptera; Nymphalidae
Source: the annotation of a GenBank genome assembly